CUUUAUGCGAAAGUAAGUAGGCGUAGCUACUUACUUAUAAGUUUGGAGCGCAAAGAUCUGUUUUUAGAAUGGUGACCUCGCCGAGUUGACCUCCAUUACAAUGUUUUCUGAACCGACGAUCCUGUGCCACGAUCAAUCUAACGAGUCAUCAAGAACGACAAGAAGAUCUACGUGGAGCCGAAAGCACAGGUCCAAUUUAUCCGCGCAGGUAUUCAAUCCGUGUUUGUAUGUAAGUACUAAGUCAGCGUAAUCAUGCACACUAAUCUGACCGUACCCAUCGCACAUCACAUGAAACAACGAUACCAGGCCGCAAGACGGUUGCCGUUACCGCCUGGACCACCUGGACGUUGGCUAUUAGGAAAUACGAUGCCAAAGUCACAUGUGCCGUUUCAAUUCGCGAGAUGGACAGGAACAUUAUGGGCCUGCCAUAGGAUUUUCGUAGUUAUAGGAAGUCAUCAGGCUGCGACAGAUAUCAUGGAAAAAGAGGGAGCAAAUCUUGCCGACCGCCCGCGUUCUAUUGCAGUGCAAGAGACGUUGUCUGACGGGUUGGGAGUGCUGCUUCAGGGCUCUGGUGAAAGGUUGCGUCGGCUGCGCAGGGUCUUGCAUGCAGGCUUGCAACCCAAAGUUGCAGAGUCCUAUGAGCCCAUCCAGACGAGACAUGCAAAGAAUCUGGUUCUAGAUGUCUUGAAUGAUCCAAAGAACCACCAAGGUCAUGCCAUGCGUUAUUCAGCUUCGGUGGUCAUGUCCUUCACCUAUGGAAAAACUACUCCGACUUCAUAUGCAGAUCCUGAAGUCGUCGCCGUCAAUAAGGCUCUUGCGCGUUUUGGUCAAGCUAUCAGGCCGGGAGCAUACCUUGUGGAUACGUAUCCAAUCCUGCGUUUCGUUCCUGGCUACCUGAGUCAGCUGAAGGCAUGGCAGAAAGAAAACCUUGCUCUCUAUGACAGGCAGUUGGACACGGUGCGAAGGCAGAUGCGUGAGGGGAAUACAAGGCCAUCCUUUGCGAGGUUCAUGUUAGAGCACCAGAAAGAGUACCAGCUCGAAGACAAGGACUUGGCAUACAUUGCAGGAGCGAUGUUUACGGCUGGUUCUGAUACGACUGCGUCCGCAAUCACAAUCAUGAUGAUGGCUGCUGCCACUCAUACAGAUGCGCAGGCUCGCGUACAAGAGGAACUCGAUAACGUCGUGGGGCGUAUGCGGCUGCCGACGUUUGGUGAUCAGGAAAUGCUGCCGCAGGUUACCGCGUUCAUGCUCGAGAGUCUCAGGUGGAGACCUGUCAGUCUUGGAGGCUUUGCGCAUCGCGCAACUAAGGACAUCAUUUGGAAGAACUACCUCGUUCCGGCAGGUGCGACUGUUAUUGGCAACCAUUGGGCUAUCGCAAACGACCCUGAGGUCUUCUCAGAACCACACAGGUUUAAUCCCCAGCGUUGGAUCGACGAUGCAGGUCGUGUGCGCAGUGAUCUCCGGUUUUUCACUUUUGGCUUUGGCCGUCGAGUGUGUCCUGGUCAACAUGUCGCGAAUCGGUCGGUCUUCGUCAACACGGCUCUUAUCUCGAAGAUUGACACACUUGCAUUCUCGGACACUGCAAACAUACGUGCUGCUCCGUUUGAGAUAUGUUUUGCGAAGAGGAUCGACGAGAACGUGAUCAGGGAACUAUGCGCACCGGGCAAAUAAGAGGCGUUUAUUCUAGAAACUUGAAUCUUUGUGCAAAGGAAUUGGUCUUGCGUUUUGGAGUCUUUUCGUUGUCUGUCCAACUCAAACUCGUCGUUACACCUAACUUUGUAUAUCUUCAAACAGGCACAAUUGUAAUCAUGAACUGGCUCCCCUUGGUGUUACCACGCAUCAUGUAUCUCUCGAUACACUGCGAUAGUCUCCAAGUCGCGUGGCUGAUCAUGAGCCAUUUACAGACAGCCCCCGGACAAAAUGAAGUAUAGUACUCAAGUGCUAUCAUAUGCCAUUCAAUUAUUCCGCCACCACCCAUGCACUUUCUUUUUCUAGCUGGCCCAAACGAAGAGCAGACAACUUAACUUUGCUCUCAAAGUUGACGUGUUUCAUUGUAUACUUCUCACUCUCAUGG
Suillus fuscotomentosus is the source of this 2074-nucleotide messenger RNA. Its product is annotated as cytochrome P450. The coding region runs from base 253 to 1671 and encodes 472 amino acids. NCBI's taxonomy places the organism in Eukaryota, Fungi, Basidiomycota, Agaricomycetes, Boletales, Suillaceae. The record is from RefSeq and is a predicted model, not a curated record. The transcript has 14 exons. Gene Ontology annotation, molecular function: heme binding; iron ion binding; oxidoreductase activity, acting on paired donors, with incorporation or reduction of molecular oxygen.